AUGUAUUCCGCCUCGAACUCAUACCUGGGCGGUGCCAACAGCGCCCGCCCUGGUCAGCAGCAAUAUGGCCAACCACAACAGCCGCAAUACGGCGGCCAACCACAGCAGCAGUUCGGCCAGCAACCGCAAGGCUUCGGCCAGGCACCGCUACAACAGCAAUACACUGGAUACCCCGGCGCCUCAUUGCAGCCUCAAGCGACUGGAUUCCCGCCUCAGCAACCGCCUCAGCAGUUCCAGCAACAGCAGCAAUUCUCCGGCUUUCAACAACCUCAGCCGACCGGGUUUCAGCAGCAGCAGCAGCCUCCUCAGUCCAGCUUUCAGCAGCCGCAACAGACUGGGUAUCAGCAACCUCAGCAGAAUCCGGUCCCGCCGCAGCCGACAGGAUACCAACGACCGCAGCCAACUGGCAUGACAAGCAAUGAUGUGGCCAACUCAUUCCGCAGCGCCGGUGCUCCAAGUGUACCUCCUCCCCCUUCCGCGAAAUCAGGAACCAAGAUUCCCAACCUGCGAUUGAGCUUCAUCACCGCUCAGGACCAGGCCAAGUUCGAGCAAUUAUUCAAGAGCGCGACGGGCGGCGAGCAGGCAUUGAGCGGAGACAAGGCCAGAGAUCUGUUGAUCAGAAGCAAGUUGGAUGGGAAUAGCUUGGCACAGAUAUGGACACUCUCAGACACUACGAAAUCGGGCCAACUGCUGUUUCCCGAAUUCGCAUUGUCCAUGUACUUGUGUAAUCUCAAGCUCACCGGAAAGGAUAUGCCUUCGACAUUGCCAGAGAAAGUACGCAAUGAGGUCUCCAGCAUGGUAGACAUCAUCUCGUUUGCGGCGCCAGACGACGCACCUCAGCAAGCGCCCUCAUCCAAUGCGCCCAACUUCAACGAGCCACCAAAGAUCCAGCAGCCGCAAGCUCAAAACCCGAACAACCAGGCACUCCUCAGCCAAUUGACAGCGCAGCCAACGGGUUAUCAAAUGCCACAAAUGACUGGAUACCAGCAACCGCAACAGCCUGGAUUACAGCCCCAAAUGACUGGAUAUCCAGGGGGGAUGCCCCAGGCGCAAGGGUACACUGGACCUCGACCGCCAAUGCCGCCAAUGCCCACAGGCUUCGGCCAGGGACUGUCUCCACAGCAAACCGGAUAUCCAAUGGCAGCACCUCUCAAUGCGCAGCCGACUGGCGCACCUGGACGAUGGGGUUUGGUCAACGCGCCAGCAAGUGGUCUUCCCAACCUGCAAGCUCUCUCGCAGCAAAUGAUGCCGCAGGCAGGACGAGAAUCUGGUUUCAGCGCGACUGGUCUUCGAGGAAACGCUACCGUUCCGUGGGCAGUAACGAAGGAUGAAAAGAAGAUCUACGACGACAUGUUCAAGGCGUGGGAUGGGUUUGGGAAGGGAUAUAUCACGGGCCCCCAGGCGAUUGAGAUCUUUAGCCAGUCUGGAUUGGAAAAGCCUGACUUGGAGAGAAUUUGGACACUGAGCGAUCCGCACAACAAGGGACGACUAAAUCUGGACGAGUUCGCUGUGGCCAUGCAUUUGAUCUACAGAAAGCUAAACGGAUAUCCAGUGCCAAAUCAGCUACCUGCAGAGCUCAUACCACCUUCGGCACGCAACAUCAAUGACAGUAUUGGAACGAUGAAGAACUUGCUCAGCCAGGACGCCCAGGAACGAAAGUCAACCGGAGCAUUUUUGCAGCCGCAAAAGACGGGCGUGAGCUACUUGAAGUCGCGCUCUUUCCGCGGAGGAAAUGGAGCUACAAGCAACAACCGGAAGGACGCUACGGUUUUCAAGAACAACGAUGACGAUGUGGGAUACCGAUCUUCUGCUAGGCGCAGGGUCGGUCAAGAUGGAAGGAGCUCUUCUCCGGCUUUGAGUGAUACCAGCAGCAUGAACGCAGAUGAAAUGAGCCUCGAUCAGCUUAAGAAGGCUGUUCGCGAGAAGCAAGUUUUGCUCGAUGCAAUGGACUUUCAAGACGAAGGUCAGGCUGAGCAAGAGGAUGCUCUGGAUCGAAAGGAUCGGAAGGAAAGUGAGGGGCUUUUUAGACGGAUUCGCAGGAUUCAGGAGGACAUUGAUGCUCAUCCAGGUAGUGCCUUUAGAUCUGGCGACUCCGACGCUGAAAGACGCGCGCUGCAGAGACAGCUUCGUGGUUUGUCAGAUCGUCUUCCGGAGUUGGCUAGCCAUGUGAGGAAGUGCGAGCGUGCGAUCGCGGAUGCUCAGCUGGAGCUAUUCCGCUUGCGCGAUGCCAAAGCUCAUCCAGGAUCUGCUGCGGCUAUAGUGGGUACUGGUCCUGGCGGUGCUGUCACGGAGAGCGAUCGAUUGAAGGCGAGAGCGAAGGCUAUGAUGCAGCAAAGAUCUGCCGCGCUGACCGGCAAGAAGGUCGAGGUUCCCGAUGACGGUACUGCUUCCGCGCGGAGACUGGAAGAGGAAAACAAGCGGGUAUCACGCGAGAGGGAGGACAAUGAGAAGAUGGUCCGCGAUGUCGAGGAGAGUGUGACCGAGUACAGCAAGAGUCUGGAGUCCAAUCUCAAGGAGGGCGGGGAGUCUGCUUCUGACGAGCAUGAGCGCCGCAGGUGGGAGGACGGCCUUGGUGUUGAAGACGAGGUCAAGGAUUUCAUUUUCGACCUACAGCGAAGUUCGAGAGCUGCUCGUGUGCGGACAGAGGACAAAUCGCAGACACGGCCAAAGGCAGCCGAGCCCGAACGGAUCAGCUCUCCCAUCUCUCGCACCGACAGUUCAGCUUCGAGCAGGCCCGCUGCGUCCACUCCCCAAACCUCGGGAUCGUCGUACUCCAGCUAUCGCACCGCGGAAGAGCGCGCUGCUUUCAUCAAGCAACAAGCGGAGCAGCGCAUGGCUGAACGUUUGGCGGCGCUUGGACUCAAAGCUCCCGGCAAAGGUGGCGAGACUGCUGCUCAACGCGCCGAGCGGGAGAAGAAGGAGCGAGAAGACAAGCUGCGUUUGGCCGAGGAAGAGGAUGCCAAGCGUGAGCAGGAGAGGCAAGCUCGUCUCAAAGGAGAGUCAAUCGCUCCUCCGUCACCGACCGCAAGUAAAUCCAAGCCUCCGCCUCCGCUUCCUCGCAAGACGAGAAGUGAGAGCGUGCAGAGUGAUCAGGACUCUAAGCACGCUGUGGCUGAGAUCAAAGAGCAGGCUCUUAAGGAGCAAGAGGUCGCUAUGGCACAGGAAGUGGAGCAGAUGGAGGACGAGGAGGCUCGCCAGGAGAGGGAGCUUCAGAAGCAAAGGGAGGAUGCCGCGGCCUCGCUUAAGGCGCUGGAGGAGCAAGUCAAAGCUGGCAAGGUCAAGAAGGCAGAGGAGAAGAAGAGGCGAGAGGCUGCGAAGAAAGAGGCGAGCGAAAAGGAGUCUCGUCUCGCUGCGCAACGCGCAGAGAUCGAGGCUGCUAAGGAGAGGGAGCGACAGCUUCGUCUGCAGUUGGAGAACAUGGACGACGAUGACUCGAGCGAUGAUGAUGACGGUCCGACCCAAGCGACCCCAGUGGAAAGUACUCCAAUACAGAGCAUGGAGCUGCCCAAGGCGCCGGAAAUUCCUCCAUCUCCGCCCGCAGCCGUGGCCAGCCCGAGCGUAUCUGUGACAAGUCCGCCCGAGCAGUCGAAGAAUCCAUUUUUCAAGAGUAUGGGCGCUCCGACUGCGACCACACCUUCUGCCGAGACUGAGAAGAAGGCCGACACCAAUCCAUUCCACCGCUUGCCUCAGCAGGAUCUCGCCAAACAGCAGCAGGCUCUUCCCGAGGCCACUGGCCCCCCAGCACGCUUCACUGGCACUCCGAAGCCAGAUGAAGACGACUGGUCUGUCGUGGACUCGUCUGAUGAUGAGGACGACGAUGAUAAGCCACAGGGGGGUAGCGCGAAGCAAUUGGCAUCUAUUCUGUUCGGCACCAUGGCACCACCAAGACCGCUGAGUGCGAUGGAUAGCCCAUCGUCCGCGGGCCCUGGCUCGCCAGCUCAAGCUGGACGGGUUUCAUCUCCGCCUCCUGCCCCGAGUGGAAGCGCGCCACCUCCACCACCGCCGAUGCCUGGCAGCAGUGCUCCUCCACCUCCGCCUAUGCCAGGUAGCAGUGCUCCUCCUCCGCCUCCCAUGCCUGGCAGCAGUGCGCCACCUCCGCCUCCAGGUCCUCCACCUGCCCCUGCAAUGCCCGGUACAUUUCCGGGAGGCGCUGCCUCUGCUGGCAGCGCAGGCCCGCCAGAUGUGAGCGGUCUUCUAUCGCAGAUUCAGCUCGGCAAGGGCCUAAAGAAGGUACAGACUAAGGAUCGCAGUACGGCGCCUGUUGCUGGACGAGUGCUGUAG
Zymoseptoria tritici IPO323 is the source of this 4281-nucleotide messenger RNA. RefSeq lists its product as uncharacterized. The coding region runs from base 1 to 4281 and encodes 1426 amino acids. Gene Ontology annotation, biological process: endocytosis; endosomal transport. Gene Ontology annotation, molecular function: protein binding; calcium ion binding. Gene Ontology annotation, cellular component: plasma membrane; cytoplasm. The transcript has 2 exons. The record is from RefSeq and is a predicted model, not a curated record. Lineage: Eukaryota; Fungi; Ascomycota; Dothideomycetes; Mycosphaerellales; Mycosphaerellaceae.